CUUAAAUAUAUGAACAAGUGUAAUCAAAUCCUUUUUUGUUGCUAUCAAAAGCGAAUUUCAUUAUCGAGCGAUCAUGAAACCGAUGCUGAUGCUGUCCAUUCGAAGAGACCGAGAUUAGCGAGUGAUGGGAUCUGAUAUUUCAUGACAUCCUAGCAGCGGCUGAGCCACCAUGACAGCCCUUAGGCAGAGGAAGGGCAGCAAAGGAAGUAAGGAGGCUGGUCCAGAAGUCCUGUGCCAGAGGUUGAACCCUUCAGCGGAUCCUUUAGAGAGGUCUUCAGAUGGCGUAUGGACAUGGAGGACAGUGCUAUGGGUUGCCAUAGGUUGGACUGUGGGAAUUAGUCUUGGCAUGCUGUCCUGCAUCUAUGUGGCCACGCUCCACGAAAAUGACCUGUGGUUUUCCAACAUUAAGGAAGUUGAGCGUGAAAUCUCCUUUCGGACAGAAUGUGGCCUGUACUACUCGUACUAUAAACAGAUGUUGAGAGCUCCCUCCAUACAGCAAGGUCUUUCAGAGCUCAUCAAUGAUAACGCCACUGAAUCCAAGAGAACCAUCAACCUCCUGCGACGCAUGAACAUCUAUCAGGAGGUGUUUCUAGGUGUUCUCUAUAGGAUUCUACCCAUACAGGCCUACCUGGAGCCAGUGUAUUUCUACAUCUACACCGUGUUUUCCCUCCAAGCGGUGUAUGUCAUAGCCCUGUUCAUCACCAGCUGGCUGCUCAGUGGUUCCUGGCUAGCAGGGGCUCUCACUGGAGUCUGGUACAUCCUCAACAGAGUGGACACAACGCGGGUGGAGUUCACCAUCUCGCUCAGGGAGAACUGGUCCCUGCCCUUCUUCGCUCUCCAGAUAGCUGCCAUCACUUGCUACCUGAGGCCUCACCUCAAACCCAUCCAGCAGAAGGUGGUGUUGUGGCUGAUGUUCCUGGCCACGUUGUGUUUCUGCCUCACCUGGCAGUUUAAUCAGUUCAUCCUGCUGGUUCAGGCUCUCAUCAUCUUCACCCUGGACUGUCUGGACCUCAUCUCCACAGAACAGGUGACCUGCCUGUACCUAGUCCAGGUAAUCAGCCUGCUGUCCGUGUGGCUGCUGCAGUUCUGUAACUCCAUGAUCCUAGGCUCUCUGGCUCUCAGCUUCAUUGUGGCCGCUCUCUUUGUCAAGCACUUCCAGAGAGGGCUGAAGACUGGAGGUCUCGCAGCGCGGCUGGGAAAGCUGCUCCUUCACACCGUCCUCGUCCUUGCACUAACAUUCACUAUUAAUUAUUUAGCCAAGCAAGCGUUGCAGCUCCGUUCUGACGAACACAUCUUUAAAUUCAUCAAGUCCAAAUUUGGCUUGGGGCCUACCAGAGAUUUCGAUGCCAGUCUGUACCUAUGUGAGGAAGCCUUUGGGCUGCUUCCCUUGGACACGUUUGACCGCUUGGCUGGCACUCUGCUGGCAUACCCUUACCUCGUCACCCUGAUUGUGCUCCUGGUGAUGCUGGCGCUGGUAACACUGGCCAACCUCUGUGAUUCUUCAGCGGCCGGGCGGCCGCCGAAAGGCCGAUGCGAGGUGCGGCCGAUCUGUAUGCGGGCAGAUGUCGCCUACAAUCUGUUACACACCGUCUUCUUCGGCCUCCUGGCGCUCGGCACCAUGAGAAUGAAAUAUCUGUGGACUGGCCAUAUGUGUGCCUUUGCUGCCUAUGGCGUGUGUGGCAAGGAGCUGUGGUCCCUCUGCCUUAACAUGAUUCACUGUAACACUAAAACAAAGCUGAGGCUGAUCAGGUACACGCUUCCACUUGUCAUUCUGUGUUUUCUAUAUUACAAGUUCUGGCCCAAACUGAUGACGGAAGUAUCAGAACUGAGAGAAUUCUACGACCCUGACACCGUUGAGCUGAUGACCUGGAUUAGCUCGAAGACCCCCAAGAAGGCGGUGUUUGCUGGCAGCAUGCAGCUGCUGGCUGGGAUCAAACUGUGCACAGGGAGAGUCCUGACUAACCACCCACACUAUGAAGACCGAGCUCUGAGAGAGAGGACCAAACAGGUGUAUCAGAUCUACGCCCAGCAAUCCCCAGAGGAGGUCCACGGGAUCCUGCGCGCGGCGGGGGCUGAUUUCGUGGUGAUGGAGGACAGCAUCUGCUACGAGAGGAGGCAUGGCCGGGGCUGCAGGCUCCGAGACCUGCUGGAUCUGGCCAACGGACAUAUCAUGGAUGGCCCUGGGGACAACGACCCAGACUUGGUCCACGCCACCCACCCUCGCUUCUGUGAGUCCAUCAAGACAGACGGCCCUGCCUACACCGCCCUCUUCACCCGCGUUUUCCAAAACAAGACCUUCCACGUCUACAAGCUGAAGAGGGGCAAGAAGAGAGCCAAGGCCGACAGAGAGCCAGUGGCCAUGGAGGAUAAAACCCAGUAAUAAGACCCUGGGGACCCCAUAAACAACCCCCGCCCACCCAUAUCCAGCAGCUCCCCAGUCUCCGUCUCAGCCUCCUGCUCCCUUCCAUGUUGAUAACCUGAUGACUGCUCUGUGCUCCCUGCUCUCUGGUCUACUCGACUUCAUCUGGAACCAUGGCUACACUCUCUCCCCCUUCCAUCCCUCCCUGCGCCACGGCAGCCAGAGGCAGGUAAUCACGGCCGGCUGACACGGCGCUGAUUUGAGCAGCGUCUGAUUGUGGCGGGCGAGCAGAUGAGCACAUGCAUAUCAAACCAGGGCUUUGUGUCAGGAAGCUCAUGUUUAAACAGGAGAGGAAAGAUGACGGCACAUCACAACAACAUUCACGGCUCUCUCUCGCUUUCACCCAGACUUAAAGGCAGAGCAGAGAAGAAAGAGGAGAGGGACCUUUGAGAGGGAGCUGAUUGAAAGCUAGAGCAGUGGGGGUAAUUAUUGCGAGGACCAGUCUGGUCUUUUUGGUGGCUGGGGCUGCAGCCUGACUGCACAGCUGCACCUUGUGCCAUUUCCUUGUUUUUAAACUCGUCUCCACUUGUUAAUGAGGACUCCUCUUUUGAUACUCUCUCACAGAAACACAAAAGUUCUGCAUAAGUUGUCAGUUGUGGUGUAUCAAAGUGCGGAAGUGGCAUUCUCAUUGUAAUGCAUAACAGUCCUAUCACUGUGAAGGGUAUUUGCUUGUUCAUUCCGUUGCAUUGAAAUUGGAUGUUUAAUUUAGGAGUUGGCAAAUAAUACAUUUUACGAGGGAGAAGUAAUUUCAUUAUGUUUGCCUAAUAAGUGCAUACUAAUGUAAUGUUUUUGAGCAUUGACAUUCUUCAUUUUCAUAUUUAUUAAUAAUUCAGUUUAGAUGCAUUGGUCAUUUAAACCGACAGUAUUUUUUUUAAAUGAGCAAAUGUUAGAGCAAAUCGUGUAUUAACUGUGUCUAUUCGCUCCCAACUCAACACCACAGAAUCAUACAGUAUUAUGUAGAAGGACUGCAUUGUGGGUAAACCAUGACCACUGGUCAAUGUUGAAUGAGGUGAAUGGUUAACAUAUUCAGGGCAACUGGUCUAUGUAGGACUGGCUAACAUACCGUGGGUAUCAGAGGUAUUCAACGCCUUGGAUUUUGUUUCACGUUGGUGGGCUACAAAGUGGGAUUGAAAUAGAUUUAAUUGUCAUUUUCCCGCCAUGGAUUUACACAAAAUACACAACGUCGAAGUGAAAAGAAUUUAAAGAAUAAAAUGUAUACAGAUGACUAAACAUGAAAUGACUAAAAUAAAGUUGUUGAAUAUAA
Oncorhynchus nerka (sockeye salmon) is the source of this 3683-nucleotide messenger RNA. RefSeq names its product protein C-mannosyl-transferase DPY19L3-like. The transcript has 19 exons. Gene Ontology annotation, cellular component: nuclear inner membrane. NCBI's taxonomy places the organism in Eukaryota, Metazoa, Chordata, Actinopteri, Salmoniformes, Salmonidae. The record is from RefSeq and is a predicted model, not a curated record. Gene Ontology annotation, molecular function: mannosyltransferase activity. The coding region runs from base 170 to 2380 and encodes 736 amino acids.